UCUUCAGAAAUCCUUGAAGGAGCAACACAACCAGCAGAAAAUCAUUAACAGAACUACAAUGAGUCAGGACAUAUGCAUAGUUUUGGUUGGUAAAACAGGAGUUGGCAAGAGUGCUACAGGAAAUACCAUUCUUGGUGAAAGGAUAUUUGUGUCAGAAGCAAGAGCUACAUCAAUCACUAAACAGAGUUCAUUUGCAUCUCGGAUGAUAAACAGUAGGCAGAUUUGUAUCGUGGACACUCCUGGUCUAUAUAACACACAUCUGUCCAAUGAAGAAGUCUUAAAUGAUACUGUGAAUUGCAUCAAACUUGCAGCUCCAGGUCCUCAUGUCUUUCUUCUUGUAAUUGCCAUUGGGCGCUUCACUAAAGAAGAGAGAAACAUUGUUGAAUUGAUUCAAACAACCUUUGGUCAAGAAGUGCUCAGACACAUGAUGGUCUUGUUCACCAGGGCAGAUGAUCUUGAAGAAAGGACAAUUGAAGAUUACAUUGCGGAGGCACCAGCGCUAAAACAAGUGAUAAAUACAUGCGAAGGGAAAUACCAUAUAUUCAACAAUAGAGAGAAGUCAGACCGUACACAAGUUGAUGAGUUCAUGAGGAAGAUUGAAGCCAUAAUAAAGCAGAAUCAUAACAGCUACUACAGCCCUCACAUGUUUACAAUGGCAAAUAAACUCAACAGUGCUCAGAGAACCAUGAAGAAAAAAGAUGCUGACCUAAAUACAGAAGUCAGAAGUCCGAGUAAGGGAGUGAAGUUGAGUCCAGUCAGCUCUGACAGCCUGGAGGAAACCUUAACGCCUAAAUAA
Onychostoma macrolepis is the source of this 796-nucleotide messenger RNA. RefSeq names its product GTPase IMAP family member 7-like. Lineage: Eukaryota; Metazoa; Chordata; Actinopteri; Cypriniformes; Cyprinidae. The coding region runs from base 59 to 796 and encodes 245 amino acids. Gene Ontology annotation, molecular function: GTP binding. The record is from RefSeq and is a predicted model, not a curated record. The transcript has 3 exons.